Molecule: messenger RNA, 589 nt
Organism: Anastrepha obliqua
Lineage: Eukaryota; Metazoa; Arthropoda; Insecta; Diptera; Tephritidae
Product: neuropeptide F-like
Exons: 5
Coding region: 121-402 (93 amino acids)
Source: RefSeq, a predicted model, not a curated record
CGUGGCAGUGGUGCACAUUUAGUAGUUGACUGAAUUUUAAGGAAAGUUAAUUUAUUUUGGAAAAACUUACAGGCUGAAAUAUAAAAUUACUUUGUCAAGUAUUUUUUACGUAACAACGAUAUGUCGUCAAUCUUACGCUUCGCUGUCAGUGUCCUUGUUGUGUUGGUACUCUUAACCACCCAUACAGCUUUAGCCAAUUCUCGACCGCCACGCAACAAUGACAUCAGCAACAUGGCCGAUGCACUCAAAUAUUUACAAGAUCUGGACAUGUAUUAUGGCGAUCGAGCACGAGCCAGGUUUGGCAAGCGCGCGCCACUAAUACAACUCUUGCAUCAACGUUUGCUGGACAAUCCAGAAAUGGCACGAGCCUUAGACCAUCCAUCGGCUGAGGAACCUUUUUAAAGCCCUAUGUCAAAAAGGCACUCAAUGUGAAUUGCACUCAAUUGAACAACAACUUCAUGAUUCACACUGGCGAAGUAAAGGAUGUAGCAGCAAACCAUUUCAAAAUUUAUUGAGUAAAAUUUAUUAAAAAAACUAUGGUGUAUAUUAAAUUUAAAAAAAAAAUAUAUAUAUAUAUAUGUGAGACUAA